AUUUGAGCUAUGGCUGUUUGGAAAAAUCGAUGGGUGCAGCUAUUUCGGAUAUUUACAUAGUGCAAGGAAGGGGAGUAUAUCAUAAAUGCUGGACAAUAAAAAAUCCUUCAAAUAAUCAGUUUUACAUUCAACUUGAGGAAUUCAAUCUAAUGGACAAGCUUCCUUCCGAAGGUAACCUUACUUUAAAAUUUGAAGAUGAGCAGUGGAUAAGGUAUUUAACUUACUGGUCUGGCUCAGUUUUGGAAGAGGUUAAAGUAACAGCGACUAGUCUCCAGAUUGAUUUUACAGUAUGGGCUAGUAGUUUUCCAAAUGGGUAUAACGCGAGUUUCAUUUUACAUUUCCCACAGAAAUAUAUCGAUUGUGUCUAUGGUGACAGUUUCCAUUGCUCUGGAGAUUUUUGUAUUCGUAAGUCUGACGUAUGUGACGGGAUGAGAGAUUGUGAAGACGGAGCUGAUGAACUUGGAUGUGGCAUACGCACCGUACAAGGGGUUGCUGAGGCACUUGAUAAGGAGGUCACAUGGAUAAAAAGUAAACGCACUUCUUCAUGGGGCUGGCAAGAGAACACACCCAGAAUGAUCUCUGCACUAUACCUAGCGGGAUAUGGCAGAUUUGAUGGUACAUACCUUGAUGAAGAACUGAUGGAAAAACAAGCAAAACUCAUAACAUCUGUUGCCAUAUCGAAAAAUUCCUUAUCAAGCGAGUUUCUAAGCAUGCUUAUUAAUGGUUUAUUGAUAACUUGUCACAAUCCUCGUCACUUUUUUGGACAAAAUUUGAUAGAACUCCUCAAGGAAGAAAUCGAAUCGUCAAACAACUUUACCCACCCCAUAACUUAUUUAAGCCUUUGCAAUGCAAAUCAGUCCUGGACACUUAAUGCUGAACAAGACAUGGAUAAAAUUCUAAGCAUCAAUAAUUCUUUCUACGAAUUUUUUAAAGAUUAUCAAGCAAUUGCUGUGAUGGCUUUGUCUUGCUAUGAAAGUCAAAGAAUGUUUUUCAGUCAUAGUAAGAACGCAAAUAUAAAAACUAAGUAUGAAAAUACAUUACAACGUUUCAAGAAAAUGCAGCUUGCAGAUGGCAGUUUCGGGAAUUUUCAUACAACAUCUUUAAUAACUCAGGCUCUUAUUUCAAGUGGUCAAGAAAAUGCAAUAGACUGGAAUAUCAAUGCAACUAUCCACUACCUAAUGCAGCAACUUAAAAUGUCACAUGACCUUCUCGCAAGUUAUUUAGUCCUGCCCAUUCUAAAUGCUAAAAGCCUCUCAGACAUUUCCAAAAUCAAUUGCUCUUUAAAUCCAAAAAGGGAAGGAUAUGAUAGUUUUACUUCCGAAAUGAGCUACUAUGAUGGUCAAAUGAUGCGCAUUCAAUAUUCUCUUUAUAUGGGAGACAGGAAAGAUGUGAUUCACACCAUCUCAUUACUGGCACCCGUAAACUGCACAGCAUAUGAUGUAAUGGAGCUGGCAGCAUCUAAAGACUACAAAUUCACGUUUAAGAGCAGAAAUAUGUAUGUGUAUCAAAUCGAUGAAGUAACUAAUGAUUCAGAAGCAGGACUGUUCUGGUUUUGUUACAAAGGCAAUGCUACUCACAGCAUUAGCAGAUGUAUAAAAGGUAAUACAUUUUCUAAGAUUUUUGCAUUUUAA
Messenger RNA from Parasteatoda tepidariorum (common house spider), 1631 nucleotides. The record is from RefSeq and is a predicted model, not a curated record. Lineage: Eukaryota; Metazoa; Arthropoda; Arachnida; Araneae; Theridiidae.